GGAGCCGCUGAGCGGGCCGACGGCCAUUUUGUGAAGCGGCGAAGGAGGUGGUUGCUGCGUUGGGCUCCGGGAAGCCGUUCGGGCUGGGGCUGUCGGCCGCGGGGCGGAGGCACUCGCGCGGGGGGUAAUUCGGGGUCUGGGUUCUGGUGCCGCGCAGCUUUCCCCGUCUAAAAGUUGGUUUUAAUUGGUUGCCCACAGGAUUGACUUGGCCUCUACUUCUUGUUAAGAAAAUACAUCUCUUGUUUUAUCAGGUGUGUGUGGUUUCAGCGCAGCAUGGCUGUGGUCAUCCGUUUGCAAGGUCUCCCAAUUGUGGCGGGGACCAUGGACAUUCGCCACUUCUUCUCUGGAUUGACCAUUCCUGAUGGGGGCGUGCAUAUUGUAGGGGGUGAACUGGGUGAGGCUUUCAUCGUUUUUGCCACUGAUGAAGAUGCAAGGCUUGGUAUGAUGCGCACAGGUGGUACAAUUAAAGGGUCAAAAGUAACACUAUUGUUGAGUAGUAAAACGGAAAUGCAGAAUAUGAUUGAACUGAGUCGUAGGCGUUUUGAAACUGCCAACUUAGAUAUACCACCAGCAAAUGCCAGUAGAUCAGGACCACCACCUAGCUCAGGAAUGAGUGGCAGGGUAAACUUGCCCACAACAGUAUCCAACUUUAAUAAUCCUUCACCCAGUGUAGUUACUGCCACCACUUCUGUUCAUGAAAGCAACAAAAACAUACAGACAUUUUCCACAGCCAGCGUAGGAACAGCUCCUCCAAAUAUGGGGGCUUCCUUUGGGAGCCCAACGUUUAGCUCAACCGUUCCAAGCACAGCCUCUCCAAUGAACACAGUCCCGCCGCCACCAAUUCCUCCAAUUCCAGCAAUGCCAUCUCUGCCACCAAUGCCAUCCAUUCCCCCAAUUCCAGUUCCUCCUCCAGUACCUACAUUGCCUCCUGUGCCUCCUGUGCCCCCGAUUCCCCCAGUUCCUUCUGUGCCACCCAUGACCCCACUGCCACCCAUGUCAGGCAUGCCACCCUUGAAUCCGCCACCUGUGGCACCUCUACCUGCUGGAAUGAAUGGCUCUGGAGCACCUAUGAAUUUGAACAAUAACCUGAAUCCUAUGUUUCUUGGUCCGUUGAAUCCUGUUAACCCUAUCCAGAUGAACUCUCAGAGCAGUGUGAAGCCACUCCCCAUCAACCCUGAUGAUCUGUAUGUCAGUGUGCAUGGAAUGCCCUUUUCUGCAAUGGAAAAUGAUGUCAGAGAUUUUUUCCAUGGGCUCCGUGUUGAUGCAGUGCAUUUGUUGAAAGAUCAUGUAGGUCGAAAUAAUGGGAAUGGAUUGGUUAAGUUUCUCUCCCCUCAAGAUACAUUUGAAGCUUUGAAACGAAACAGAAUGCUGAUGAUUCAACGCUAUGUGGAAGUUAGCCCUGCCACAGAAAGACAGUGGGUAGCUGCUGGAGGCCAUAUCACUUUUAAGCAAAAUAUGGGACCUUCUGGACAAACUCAUCCCCCUCCUCAGACACUUCCCAGGUCAAAAUCGCCCAGUGGGCAGAAAAGAUCAAGGUCAAGAUCACCACAUGAGGCUGGUUUUUGUGUUUACUUGAAAGGGCUACCAUUUGAAGCAGAAAACAAACAUGUCAUUGAUUUUUUUAAAAAGCUGGAUAUUGUGGAAGAUAGUAUUUAUAUAGCUUAUGGACCCAAUGGGAAAGCAACUGGCGAAGGCUUUGUAGAGUUCAGAAAUGAGGCUGACUAUAAGGCUGCUCUGUGUCGUCAUAAACAGUACAUGGGCAAUCGCUUUAUUCAAGUUCAUCCAAUUACUAAGAAAGGUAUGCUAGAAAAGAUAGAUAUGAUUCGAAAAAGACUGCAGAACUUCAGCUAUGACCAGAGGGAAAUGAUACUAAAUCCAGAGGGGGAUGUCAACUCUGCCAAAGUCUGUGCCCACAUAACAAAUAUUCCAUUCAGCAUUACAAAGAUGGAUGUUCUUCAGUUCCUAGAAGGAAUCCCAGUGGAUGAAAAUGCUGUACAUGUUCUUGUUGAUAACAAUGGGCAAGGUCUAGGACAGGCAUUGGUUCAGUUUAAAAAUGAAGAUGAUGCACGUAAGUCUGAACGCUUACACCGUAAAAAACUUAAUGGGAGAGAAGCUUUUGUUCAUGUAGUUACCCUAGAAGAUAUGAGAGAGAUUGAGAAAAAUCCCCCUGCCCAAGGAAAAAAGGGAUUAAAGAUGCCUGUGCCAGGUAAUCCUGCAGUUCCAGGAAUGCCCAAUGCGGGACUGCCCGGUGUGGGACUGCCCAGUGCAGGACUUCCCGGUGCGGGCCUGCCCAGUACAGGACUGCCUGGUUCAGCAAUAACCAGUGCAGGACUGCCUGGUGCGGGAAUGCCCAGUGCAGGAAUACCUAGUGCAGGAGGUGAAGAGCAUGCCUUCCUGACUGUAGGAUCAAAGGAAGCCAACAAUGGGCCUCCAUUUAACUUUCCUGGUAAUUUUGGUGGAUCAAAUGCCUUUGGGCCACCAAUCCCUCCUCCAGGAUUAGGAGGCGGGGCCUUUGGUGAUGCUAGGCCUGGUAUGCCUUCAGUUGGAAACAGUGGUUUGCCUGGUCUAGGACUGGAUGUUCCGGGUUUUGGAGGUGGACCAAACAAUUUAAGUGGGCCAUCGGGAUUUGGAGGGGGCCCUCAGAAUUUUGGAAAUGGCCCUGGUAGCUUAGGCGGUCCCCCGGGGUUUGGAAGUGGCCCUCCUGGUCUUGGAAGUGCCCCUGGGCAUUUGGGUGGGCCACCAGCUUUUGGGCCUGGCCCCGGCCCUGGCCCCGGCCCCGGCCCUGGCCCAAUCCAUAUUGGUGGUCCCCCUGGCUUUGCAUCUAGUUCUGGAAAACCAGGACCGACAGUAAUUAAAGUGCAGAACAUGCCCUUUACUGUGUCUAUUGAUGAGAUUUUAGAUUUCUUUUAUGGCUAUCAAGUAAUCCCAGGCUCAGUGUGUUUAAAAUACAAUGAAAAAGGUAUGCCCACAGGUGAAGCCAUGGUGGCCUUUGAGUCUCGGGAUGAAGCCACAGCUGCUGUCAUUGACUUAAAUGACAGGCCUAUAGGUUCAAGAAAAGUAAAACUUAUGGCCCAAUGCGUGACCUUGGUUCAGCUGUCCAUUUCCUGUGACCAUCUCAUUGACAAGGACAUCGGCUCCAAGUCUGACCCACUCUGCGUCCUUUUACAGGAUGUGGGAGGGGGCAGCUGGGCUGAGCUUGGCCGGACUGAACGAGUGCAGAACUGCUCAAGCCCUGAGUUCUCCAAGACUCUGCAGCUUGAGUACCACUUUGAGACAGUCCAGAAGCUACGCUUUGGAAUCUAUGACAUAGACAACAAGACGCCAGAGCUGAGGGAUGAUGACUUCCUAGGGGGUGCUGAGUGUUCCCUAGGACAGAUUGUGUCCAGCCAGGUACUGACUCUCCCCUUGAUGCUGAAGCCUGAAAAACCUGCUGGACGGGGGACCAUCACGGUCUCAGCUCAGGAAUUGAAGGACAAUCGUGUAGUAACCAUGGAGGUAGAGGCCAGAAACCUAGAUAAGAAGGACUUCCUGGGAAAAUCGGAUCCAUUUCUGGAGUUCUUCCGCCAGGGUGAUGGGAAAUGGCACCUGGUGUACAGAUCUGAGGUCAUCAAGAACAACCUGAACCCUAUAUGGAAGCGUUUCUCAGUCCCCGUUCAGCAUUUCUGUGGUGGGGACCCCAGCACACCCAUCCAGGUGCGAUGCUCCGAUUAUGACAGUGACGGGUCACAUGAUCUCAUCGGUACCUUCCACACCAGCUUGGCCCAGCUGCAGGCAGUCCCAGCUGAGUUUGAAUGCAUCCACCCUGAGAAGCAGCAGAAAAAGAAAAGCUACAAGAACUCUGGAACUAUCCGUGUCAAGAUUUGCCAGGUAGAAACAGAGUACUCCUUUCUGGACUAUGUGAUGGGAGGCUGUCAGAUCAACUUCACUGUGGGCGUGGACUUCACUGGCUCCAAUGGAGACCCCUCCUCACCUGACUCCCUACACUACCUGAGUCCAACAGGAGUCAAUGAGUACCUGAUGGCGCUGUGGAGUGUGGGCAGCGUGGUUCAGGACUAUGACUCAGACAAGCUGUUCCCUGCAUUUGGAUUUGGGGCCCAGGUUCCCCCUGACUGGCAGGUCUCCCAUGAAUUUGCCUUGAAUUUCAACCCCAGUAACCCCUACUGUGCAGGCAUCCAGGGCAUUGUGGAUGCCUACCGCCAAGCCCUACCCCAAGUUCGCCUCUAUGGCCCCACCAACUUUGCACCCAUCAUCAACCAUGUGGCCAGGUUUGCAGCCCAGGCUGCACAUCAAGCGACUGCCUCGCAAUACUUCGUGCUGUUGCUGCUGACUGAUGGUGCUGUAACCGAUGUGGAAGCCACACGUGAGGCUGUGGUGUGCGCCUCGAACCUGCCCAUGUCAGUGAUCAUUGUGGGUGUGGGUGGUGCUGACUUUGAGGCUAUGGAGCAGCUGGACGCUGAUGGUGGACCCCUGCAUACACGUUCUGGGCAGGCCGCUGCCCGCGACAUUGUGCAGUUUGUACCCUACCGCCGGUUCCAGAAUGCCCCUCGGGAGGCAUUGGCACAGACCGUGCUCGCAGAGGUGCCCACACAACUGGUCUCAUACUUCAGGGCCCAGGGUUGGGCCCCGCUCAAGCCACUUCCACCCUCAGCCAAGGGUCCUGCACAGGCCCCCCAGGCCUAGGUUCUCUUGGAGGCUUGGCAAGUCCUCAAUCCUGUGUCCCAGAGGUCCCUCUGGGCCACAACCCAACCCUUCUCACUCUCCUCAGUGCUAGCCCUUUGUAUUUUUUGAUACUUUUGUACUUGUUUCUGCCUUUGCUGCUCUUGAUCCCACCUUUGCUCCUGACAACCCUCAUUCAAUAAAGACCAGUGAAGACCAA
Molecule: messenger RNA, 4876 nt
Organism: Pongo pygmaeus (Bornean orangutan)
Lineage: Eukaryota; Metazoa; Chordata; Mammalia; Primates; Hominidae
Gene: RBM12
Product: RNA binding motif protein 12
Exons: 18
Coding region: 274-4680 (1468 amino acids)
Biological process (GO): positive regulation of tumor necrosis factor-mediated signaling pathway; regulation of canonical NF-kappaB signal transduction; cellular response to calcium ion
Cellular component (GO): plasma membrane
Molecular function (GO): calcium-dependent phospholipid binding; RNA binding
Source: RefSeq, a predicted model, not a curated record